Molecule: messenger RNA, 3150 nt
Organism: Biomphalaria glabrata
Lineage: Eukaryota; Metazoa; Mollusca; Gastropoda; Planorbidae
Product: mucin-2-like
Exons: 6
Coding region: 606-3149 (847 amino acids)
Molecular function (GO): oxidoreductase activity, acting on metal ions
Source: RefSeq, a predicted model, not a curated record
UCCUAUUGUAUUAGUGAGUCAGACGUGUCGAAUGAGGAUCUCAAGGUUUUGGGUGUGUAAAUUAGCCUUUUUCUUGCAAUGUAGGAAGAUAAUGAAACAAUAGUCUGUCUUUAUGAUGCUGAAAGAAAAUUACUUUGGGAACUAAUUUGUUGUUGGCAACAGUUUUGAACAAGACAUCUGAAUUUUGUCAUCAUUUUGACAUCUUUUGUCAUUUCAUGAAAUACGUAGUGGAAUGACAUCAUCAGUCAUAAAAUAAUUAACUUAGUCCGAUAAAACAGAUCAAUAAAGCACAUGCAUAGAUAUUAAACACGUACACAUCUUUCUCUUCAUAAAAUAUUGUACAAUGAAUACACUCUACUAGGAUAUAGACAUCUUCAAUGGUAUCCACUUAAAUAUUGCACUGAGAUACUACACUAUGACGUAUUGCUGUACAUUCCUAUAUAACAUCUGGAGAAGAAUCGACUAAAAUACUUUGCAAGAAGCUUUACUGUAGCAUUAAAUCAGUAGGCUACACAAGCAGACACUCUACUAUAUAAACCAAACAGAACUCUUUCAAAUAAAACGUUUGUAUACUAAACAGUUGAAUGGUCUAGAAGAUACAAGGAAUGCAUAUCAAGACGUUGCUUGUUUUGUAUUGGCUGAUUCACUUUGUUGGAGCUUACCCAACUGGUGCACCGGACUUCGUGUGUGAUACAAUGAUUCCAGAUCAUGGCGGCUCAAACAACCAGCCCAACAACCCAUACAGAUUGAGUUUAUCCAAAUCAACAUAUCUACCGCAAGAUACAGUGGAAGUUACCCUGAACAGCACAAGUUUAACACCAUUCAAAGGUUUUUUACUGCAGGCUGUGGAUGCCAAUAGUAACUUGGUUGGCAGUUUUGCAAUCCCUCCAGAAGCUCAGCCAAUUUGUUUGGCGACUCUGACUCACGUAUCUUCUGCAUUGAAACAAACUUUGAAAGCAACAUGGCGAGCUCCAAACGUUCUCGUUGGAAGAGUCAUUUUCAGGGCAACAGUGGUAGAGAGCUUUGCUACAUACUUCAUUAACUUCACCUCCCAACCACUUUUACCGCUAAACACAACGACAACAUCGACAUCAACAACCACGCCCACAACAACCACGCAUACCACAACGCCAACACCAACCACACCCAUGACAACCACACCUUCAACCACAGUCUCGACAACAACAUCAAGUACAACAACAACUACACAUACAACAUCUGUUUCAACCGCAACACCAAUAACAACAACAACACCCGUGACGACAACCACGCCAACAACAACAACUACACAUACAACACUAUCUACUUCAACCACAACACAUGUAACAACAGCAACCACGCCAACAACAACUACACAUAUAACUACACCAACUUCUACCACAACACUUAUAACAACAACCACGCCCAUAACGACAACCACGCCUACAACAACUACGCAUGUAACAACACCUUCUUCAACCACAACACUUACAACCACGCCAACAACAACUACACAUAUAACUACACCAACUUCUACCACAACACUUAUAACAACAACCACGCCCAUAACGACAACCACGCCUACAACAACUACGCAUGUAACAACACCUUCUUCAACCACAACACUUACAACCACGCCAACAACAACUACACAUAUAACUACACCAACUUCUACCACAACACUUAUAACAACAACCACGCCCAUAACGACAACCACGCCUACAACAACUACGCGUGUAACAACACCUUCUUCAACCACAACACUUACAACCACGCCCACAACAACAGCCAAACCACCAACAACAACUACACAUUCAACUCCUACUUCAACCACAACAACUAUAACAACAAACACGGCCUCAACAAUAACCACGCCUACAGCAACAACUACACAAACAACAUCUAUUUCAACCACAACACCUAUAACAACAACAACGCCGGCGACGACAACGACGCCAACAGCAACAACUACUACACAAACAACAUCUACUUCAACCACAACACCUACAACAACAAACACGGCCUCAACAAUAACCACGCCAACAGCAACAACUACACAAACAACAUCUAUUUCAACCACAACACCUAUAACAACUACACAUAUAACUACACCAACUUCUGCCACAACAGUUAUAACAACAACCACGCCCACAACAACAACAUCAUCAACCCCACCAACAACAACUACACGUACAACUCCUACUUCAACCACAACACCUAUAACAACAAACACGGCCUCAACUAUAAUCACGACUUCGUUCACACAAACACCAAAUACAACUAAAACAACAUCUACUUCAAGUACACCCAUGCCGUCAACAACACCUACUUUAACUACAACAACCACGACAACACCCUUAGCAACCACAUAUACAACAACGCCUACGUCAAGCACAACCUCCUCAAUAACAGCCACAUACACAACACCUUCAACAGAUACAGCUACUUUAUUUAUUCCUACAACUACAUCGGUACAAACAACCACAUCAAUAACAGCGCCCUCAACAACAGUCACUUCUACAACCACAACAACUCAUCCAUUAACAACCACGUCUACGAUAUCUACAACCACGCUCACAACGACAACGUCUACAUUAUCCACAACAACACCAACAGCGACGUCUACAUCCACACCCAUGUCCACAACAGCAACUACGUCUACAACACCAUUAAGUCCUUUCUCGACCACAAGCACAGCUGCCACUACAACAAUGUCCACAACUACUGCAAAAACAACAUCAACCACAAACACAACCAUACCAUCAACAACCAUAAUUACAACCACGCCAAUAACAACGACUUUUGCGACAUCAACUACGCCUACAACAACUACCCUAACAACAACUACAUCAGCAACAUCGACCACAGUUCCCAUAGCCACACAAGCGACAUCGACGGUUUAUCCAAUGUUGAACAAUCAAGGCACAACAGAAAGUGAAUACAUUACACCUACUACGUCUGUGGCCAAAUCAUCACAAGUGACGUCUUCUAGUUCGAUUUUGAACGCUGUCACGUCUGAUCUUAAAGAUUCUGUCCAGUUGAAGAGUGUCUCUAAAAGUUCUGUCGACAUAAGACUUGGCUUGUACUUACCUCUUGGACUUGUCAUGUCAUGGGCUGCACUUAUACUCAUGUCACACCUGGUGAAAAGUAUCAUUAAAGUUAUGAGAUAAC